Molecule: messenger RNA, 2705 nt
Organism: Exaiptasia diaphana
Lineage: Eukaryota; Metazoa; Cnidaria; Anthozoa; Actiniaria; Aiptasiidae
Product: histamine H2 receptor-like
Exons: 1
Coding region: 1060-1971 (303 amino acids)
Biological process (GO): G protein-coupled receptor signaling pathway
Cellular component (GO): membrane
Molecular function (GO): G protein-coupled receptor activity
Source: RefSeq, a predicted model, not a curated record
CGUUCUUGAAUCGGUUUGUUUUUACGCGUACAAAAGCAAACCGAUUAACGGAAACGUCUCAUAUAACACUAACAUUACACCGACCUAUAACGGAGUAAAACAAUUCAAGAUUAUAGCGAUCAAUCCUCUAGAGRUUAUUAGACGUCCACAAGUUGAGAAUCUGGUAAAAAACGGCAAAAAAGCUGCGACUUUUAAAAUCAUGUACUAGACAAAUUUUGACAUAUAACCGCCACAUCGAGAAAUCAAGCAAACCGGAACAGCUUUUAAUCGGCUUAAAUUUAUUGUCACGUGUCACGUAUUGCAAGGAGACGGAACGGCUCUUGAUAGAAGAUUGCGUCAGGCUCUCUCUCCUUUCUCGCUCCGCCCUAAAACCCUUCGAGAGAGCCUGAUACUCAGGCUAAAAAAUAUAUGGAUCAAAUUUCUGGAGGAGGUCGACGGUGAAUUGACCAUGUUUGGCAAACACUAAUAAUUUCUGAAAAAAGUCAGUCUAAAGGUAUUGAAAAAUGGCAAUUCUUCCACUUUCGAGUAGAGACAAUAUUGAUUAAUCCCUUAAAUAGUGAAUAAUUUUCAACAUUAUCGAAGAGCUCCAUGCCAUAUCCAUCGCGCAUGCGUGUGCUCCUUCUCUGUGACUCUGUUUUAUUACUUAGGGAUGAGCAUGAAAGAUCAUCAGACCAUCUGUGUAUAUUUCGGAAAAAUUUUUUUACUCAAAUUCAAUUUCACCUUUAAUUGAGAAGUUUCAAUAUAGGUUAACCUUAUUGAUGUAUCGUCUAAAAGCUAAUCAAGAAGUAAUUGGUUCCUAAGAUUAUUAAUAGGAAUAUGUUACAAAAGGAAAUACAUAGAUUGUCAGCAGCGUUUGGUAAUGAUGAGAGUCCUGCUUUUCAUUGAAUGAGUUUCAUUUAACGGAAAGUUAAAUAGCUACUUGUGAGGUAUACUUAAAGCUUUUGUUAAAUUGUCACUUCUAAAGCGUUUGCAAAUACUAAGCACAAUACGUCAGCUUACAACAUUUUUCUUUCUGGAAAUCUAAGUUAAGAAUCAGAACAAUUUAUCAUCUUUUGAAAGAUGAUGUUAGAGAUAAUCUUUGUCAUCGUGUACUGUAUCGCGUUUGUCUUCAAUGUAAUGGGAAACUCCAUAGUUAUUUACAUAAUUUGUCAGAAGCGAAAAACAUCCACAGACUAUCUGCUGUUGAACAUGGCUUUUGCAGAUCUUGUAUAUGGCGUUUUUGUUGUCAUUUUUUUGCUUGCUCUUUCUUCUUCAUGGUUCGCUCCCAAAUACUAUCACAUCGUUGUUGAAAGCGAAGUGUUUUGUCAUGUGUUCACUUCUGGUAACAUUGCCUGGGUGGCUUUUGUCGAUUCAAUCCUUACUAUGUUGGUACUGUCUGUUGAAAGAUAUUUUGCUGUUUGCCGACCUUAUAGCUUUAAAGAAUGUUUCUCCACAAGAAACGUCAAGUUAAUAGUGGUAGUGUCUUGGGUUUUAUCGGUUGCAAUCAUCGCACCAAGAAACAGUGGACAAAGCUGCAGCUCACCAAGAGGAGACACUGCCAAAGUGGUGUCUGUCAUUUCAGUUGUACUUUCAAUAGCUACAUUGGUAGUUCUGAUAGUACUAUCUGUUAAAAUCUAUGUGUCACUCUGGUGCAAGCACAGUACAAUUCAACCUUCAGAAAUAAAGGAGAUAAAAGAAAAGAAAAAGAAAAAGAAAGUAACAUUGUGCGUACUUGCUGUCACUGUCACGUACAUUGUUUGCUCUCUUCCCCAAUUCAUCUCGAAUGUCCUUCGUGUUUUUCGAAUGCCGGGAACCGAAGAAGAGGUGAUUAUGGUGCAAAUCACACUGCUUUUGACUUUUAUAAAUUCCGCACUUGAUCCCUAUCUGUUCAGUUUCCAAAACAAAAGAAUGAGAAUGCUUUCCAAGAAAAUCUUCAUGUGCAAGUCGAACAGUCAACCCCAAGUACCAGCUCCCGAACAACAGGUCCCUUAAGAAGUUACACCUCAAACGUUAUUAAGUCAGAUGACUUUGCACCAUUCCUCUGAACUUAAAACUACAAUAUUGUGAAUACUGUUUUAAUUGACUUGGUAUGGAAUGCACCAGGUAACAUAGAUAGAAAAAACAAACAAACAAACAAACAAACGUAGUAAGAUAUAUGGAUUAAUGCUUACUCUAAGGUACUAUAUUGCAGAGUUCUCAAUGAUAUGAGGACAACAUAUAUCAUUGCAUUGGUACUAGUAAAAAGGAAUGGAUUGCAAAUGAAUGGAUUUUCUGCAAACAUCGCAUUCCAAAAAAAAUUGUUGAACGGAAAUGGAUUUAUCCACAGACUGCGAUUAUUGACCGGUUAACUGGUACAUAUAAUACUACUGAAAAGCGUUGAAAACCAAAACGUCUCAAACAACAAUAACAGCAAAACGUUUGCAAUUUCGAUAAGGCUUAUAGGUUUGGUAGAAAAUUAUCAAUUCAAAUAUCAAUGUUCACUAAAUAUAUCGAUAUUAUUAUUCUAAUCUUACCGUUUAUUAAAACACACACUGCUUGAAUGUUAUAUGAACCUCAAAAUUGCAACCGAAGAAUAUGGUAAGGUUUAUUAUAUUUAUCAUUUGUACAGGAUUAAAUGAUUUGAGUAGUUGUAGUAUAAUGCGGAUCUUGCAUGAGUAAGCUCAGAUGAUUCAGUUUCUUGCGUAAUUGAUAGGUUGAAGUUGAGAAAUAAAAGAAAACCGCAAUAA